AUGCCUCCUGAAGGAGAUAUGAACAUCCCAGGCGAGCGCUCUCACAGCCCUGAGCGAAACGAUACAGAGCAUGGCGAUGUCGAGGAGGAAAUUAGUGAAACGGAGAUGGAUCUUUUGGCCUUGGAGGAGGUUGUCGUUUGGGCACGAGACCGCCCAACUGCAUUGUUGAAGGAACUUUGUGACAUUGGGAUCGUCCCUUUUGCCUCGAAGUUGGCCGAGGUUGUCUCUUUGGCAAAGCGCGAAGCAGCCGCCAUCCGACAGCGUCUCGGGGAUGUCGAAGAGUCUGGCAACGAUGUCGAGGAGUCUGGUAACGACCUGCCAGCAAACGAGCCUGGCUUGAUGUUGGCUGAGGUCCUGGCCAACAUAGACAUGAACCUCCUCCACCGUGGCCUGUCUUAUCUCAAAAGUACCCUCGAAGCUCAGCGUUGGAAUGGGUCCAACGAAGCGUAA
Messenger RNA from Fusarium coffeatum, 450 nucleotides. RefSeq lists its product as uncharacterized. Lineage: Eukaryota; Fungi; Ascomycota; Sordariomycetes; Hypocreales; Nectriaceae. The transcript has a single exon. The record is from RefSeq and is a predicted model, not a curated record. The coding region runs from base 1 to 450 and encodes 149 amino acids.